AUGGCUAUUGCGUAUCCCAAAGAAUUCGACACCCUUACACUUGACCCGCCCCAGUUCCGGUCUGUGCUUGUGGAAUGGGACGUGGACGGGCCGCGGCUCGCGUGUGCGCGCACAGACCGCUCGAUCAAGGUCUCGCGAGUGGACCAUGUCAAGCAGAAGCUCGAGGACUCCAUAGUGAUUGGGGCCGCACACGAGCACCCGGUGGUGUGUUUGGCGUGGGAUCCGCGCAAGAACGGCCGGCUGGUAUCGCUCUCACAGGACGCCACGCUUAAAGUCUGGGAAAUCAAGGCCAGAACACACAAACUGGUGAGAUCUAUAAAAUUGGCAUGUGCUGCUCCAACCAGAGCCCGGUUUUCGCCCAACGGCCGGUUUCUUGCCGUCACAGACUCGCUCUCGUGGCUCAUGGUGCUGGACUCGGCCAGUCUCCAGCUGGACACCGCCAUCUCGAUCCGCAUCAGCACCCAGAUCUGCGACCUGGACUGGGACUCGGCCUCCCAGACACUCGUUCUGGCGCUCGCGAGCGGCCACGUCCAGCUGUUCCGACUACAACGCUCGAACGGGCUCUACAAGAUCGAGCUCGUGCAGUCGCUGGCGCUGUCGAGCUCGCAGGUCACCUCCAUAAAAUACGUUGCUACCAAAAACGAGAUUCUGGCAACCACCCAGGACGGCAACAUACUCACCAUUGACGCCCAGCAGCUCGUUUGCACGGCAUCUACUCAUAACCUUGAUGACUCGCCCACAGACGUCGAUCUGCGUUUGCCGGCGGCCGCGAUUUCGUAUCAUGACAAUAACGUUCGUAUAUUCGAUAUGGACGCGGGCCAGGAGCUGUGCGAGGUGAAGAAUAGCAGGGGCGCACUCGCACACGCCAAAUUCCACCCAGAUACGCGCCAGGUGCUGGCAUUUAUUGACGGCUCCGGCAGGGCUACCGUUCUGGUGCCCAAGAAAAAAACGGGACCAGCCCGUGUUCAACAACGGCCUGCUCCGCCCAGACCCCGUGUGGCUCCAAUGGCCGCAAGACCCCAACGGGGACCCGACCGUUUCGAAAGACCGCCGUCCAAACGCACUAAGUACUAG
Messenger RNA from Ogataea philodendri, 1074 nucleotides. RefSeq lists its product as uncharacterized. The transcript has a single exon. Lineage: Eukaryota; Fungi; Ascomycota; Pichiomycetes; Pichiales; Pichiaceae. Gene Ontology annotation, molecular function: protein binding. Gene Ontology annotation, cellular component: THO complex part of transcription export complex. Gene Ontology annotation, biological process: mRNA export from nucleus. The record is from RefSeq and is a predicted model, not a curated record. The coding region runs from base 1 to 1074 and encodes 357 amino acids.